Molecule: messenger RNA, 432 nt
Organism: Cetraspora pellucida
Lineage: Eukaryota; Fungi; Glomeromycota; Glomeromycetes; Diversisporales; Gigasporaceae
Source: the annotation of a GenBank genome assembly
AUGUCUGAUAAGAGAAUUCUCUUUACUUUUAAGCUCAGUCGCCUUAGAAAACACCUGUUAGUUUAUCGCAAUAAUAUUAAAAAGGCAAAACUAUAUAAAAAAUACAAUAAAAAUAAUACCUAUGACUUAAACAUAUAUUCCACUAAUGAUGAAAGUGAAAGUACUAUAUUAGAUGAUAGUAAUAGCAAAGACACAUCUAUAAUUGAUGAUAAUGAGUAUAACUUAGAGACUGAGAAAAAAGCAGAAAUAUUGUUUAGAAAACUAACAAGACAGCAAAAAUUAAAAGCAAACAAAUUAGCAGCAGUAGGAAGUCAUAAAAUAACACAAUUUUUUAGCUCAACAAAUAAUAUAAAUCUGAAUGAUAAUGAAAAAAUAAAAGACCAGUUAGAUUAUAAAAGUGAAAAUGAUCCUAUAGAAGAAUCUGCACAAUAG